This is a messenger RNA of Sinocyclocheilus rhinocerous, 705 nucleotides long. RefSeq names its product zona pellucida sperm-binding protein 4-like. Gene Ontology annotation, cellular component: egg coat. Gene Ontology annotation, biological process: prevention of polyspermy; binding of sperm to zona pellucida. Gene Ontology annotation, molecular function: structural constituent of egg coat; acrosin binding. NCBI's taxonomy places the organism in Eukaryota, Metazoa, Chordata, Actinopteri, Cypriniformes, Cyprinidae. The annotation marks the transcript as partial. The record is from RefSeq and is a predicted model, not a curated record. The transcript is spliced from 6 exons.
AUCACAAGGGACAGCCAUUUUGAGCUUCUCUUCCAGUGUAGGUACUCUGGCACUUCUGUGGAAGCUCUUGUUGUGGAGGUUAACACUGUUCCUCCACCUCCACCAGUAGCUGCUCCUGGACCCCUCAGGGUGCAGCUUAGACUGGCCAAUGGCCAGUGUGUCACCAAAGGUUGUGCUGAAGGGGAUGAGGCCUUCACGUCCUACUACAGUGAUGCUGAUUAUCCCAUCACAAAAGUCCUUCGUGAGCCUGUGUAUGUUGAGGUGCGCCUAAUGGAGAGGACCGACCCCAACAUUGUCCUGAUUCUGGGACGCUGCUGGGCAACUUCAACCCCAAGUCCACUCAGUCUACCUCAGUGGGACCUUCUGGUUCAUGGAUGCCCUUACCAGGAUGACCGUUACCUGACCACGUUAGUUCCAGUGACUGGAUCAUCUGGUCUUCAGUUCCCAACCCACUACAAGCGCUUUAUUGUGGAGAUGUUCACGUUUGUGGAUCCGGCGUCAUUGGCUCCUCUGCAAGAAACUAUCUUCAUCCACUGUAGUACAGCAGCGUGCCAUCCAUCUUCUGGCUCCUGUGAGCAAAGCUGCAGCAGGAAGAGAAGGGACACUCAAGCCAUGACAAUCUCUAGAGAGCAGACUGUGGUUUCCAGUGGAGAAGUUACUCUGAUCAUGUAAAUCUCAAGUUAAUAAACUUCAUGAAACCCAAGA